Molecule: messenger RNA, 1071 nt
Organism: Cordyceps fumosorosea ARSEF 2679
Lineage: Eukaryota; Fungi; Ascomycota; Sordariomycetes; Hypocreales; Cordycipitaceae
Exons: 1
Coding region: 1-1071 (356 amino acids)
Source: RefSeq, a predicted model, not a curated record
AUGGUUUCCGCCGCCACCAUGGGCUUUCGCGGCCCGGCCAAGCGUGCUGCCUUUGGCGAUGUCACCAACAUGUCUAGGCACUCUGCUGGUCACGAUGACGCCAAGGUUGCUCUCAAGGUCCAGCCCGCCGCCGUCUCGACGCUUGGCCCCAUUGGUUCUAAUCUGAACAAGGAGAACACUGCCUAUCCUAAGGAUUCUCUGUCCCGUGCAGCUCCGCGCCACGGUGCUGUUGGAAACAAAAUCAUCAAGCCGUUCUCUGAUAGCCAGCCCAUUCAAGCACCAAAGCCGCCCCAUCAUCAACACCGGCUACCUCCCCAGCAACAUCACAACGCCUCCGCAAACUUGCAUCCUGCACGACACUCCAGGGAGGGCCAGGAUCAGGUCUCCGCGCUGAUCGAAGCCAGCACAUCACAUGCUUCAAAGCAACCCCGACACUACAAGAGCCAGCCCCAGCUCAAGCUCCAGCAGCCCUCCCUGCGUAGAACGCAGAGCAAGUUUUUCGAAAAGAUUGAAUACGAAUCAACACACCUCGACAUUCCGGAAGAGCCUGAGCUUGCCGAGAUGGACGUUCCUGCUCUCGAGCAGGCGAGCGGCCACACCGUUUAUUUCGACACAGGCCCAUAUCAGAUCGACGCUGAAUCACAGCAGUUAGCGCACGCGGCUGAGGUCAUGUUACACCAGCCUGGCGGCUCUUCUGUUGCCGAGACCCGGCCCACGACAGGCCAUUCGUAUAAAGAAUCUUCAUACCCUGCUCUUUCUGAGCCCGAAGAGUGGGACGAGGAAGAAGAGGAAGAGUACGAUGAUCAAGAUCAAGCUUACACGACCGCGCACAGCUUCAGAUCAAGAGACUACACUACUGUAGGUGCAACAACUCUGCUCGUUCCCCGUCUGACGGCCCGUGUUCAACGAGAGCUGGAGGAAGCUAGAAUUGAGGUGGAGGAAUCAAAAUUUGCUAUCGACUUUGAAGAAGAGGCUUGGGACGUCAGCAUGGUGGCUGAGUAUGGUGAUGAAAUCUUCGACUAUCUGCGCGAGCUUGAGGCAAGUGCAGGCACCCAUCAAGAUGUCUCAUAA